Anoplopoma fimbria (sablefish) is the source of this 580-nucleotide messenger RNA. Its product is annotated as caprin-2-like. The annotation marks the transcript as partial. Lineage: Eukaryota; Metazoa; Chordata; Actinopteri; Perciformes; Anoplopomatidae. Gene Ontology annotation, cellular component: cytoplasm. Gene Ontology annotation, molecular function: signaling receptor binding. Gene Ontology annotation, biological process: positive regulation of canonical Wnt signaling pathway. The record is from RefSeq and is a predicted model, not a curated record. The transcript has 6 exons.
AUGACGCACAGCCUGGAGGGCUCCACCCUCUACUAUGGCUAUGACUCAUAUAUAGAAGAUGGUCUCAUCUGCCUCAAACACAAAGUCCGCAAUCUGGAGAAAAAGAAGCUGAAACUUGAGGAUUACAAGAAGAGGCUGAACUGGGGUGAGGACCUUAACAAGGAUCAGAUGGAGGCUGUAGAAAAGUACGAGGAGGUGCUGCAUAAUCUGGCCUUUGCACGGGAGCUCCACACAAGCCUGGAUGUCCUGACUCAGAGUUUGCUGAGAGCCCAGAAGAAGGCAAUGAGGAAGGAGCAGAUGGUGAGGGAGGAGACGGAGAGGAAGCGUCUGUGCACUGUGCUGCAGAUCCAGCACCUCCUCCAGUGCAUGCAGCAGGAGCACGUCAGGAGAGACCUGCUGGCUGGACACAACCAGGCGCCACACAUGGCUGCCCAACAGCUGCUUACCCUGAGUCAGCUUGCUGCCCCGCUUGGGGUCAAGAGGGAUAACAGACUAAGUUUAGAGGAGCAGAUGGAACAAGCAGCUCUGGCCUAUUUGGACCUGCUAGAUGGGAAAGACAAGCCAGUGGCUGGAUCCACAU